Messenger RNA from Argentina anserina (silverweed cinquefoil), 1167 nucleotides. RefSeq names its product FAD synthetase 2, chloroplastic. The record is from RefSeq and is a predicted model, not a curated record. Gene Ontology annotation, biological process: riboflavin biosynthetic process; FAD biosynthetic process. NCBI's taxonomy places the organism in Eukaryota, Viridiplantae, Streptophyta, Magnoliopsida, Rosales, Rosaceae. Bases 4 to 1065 code for a protein of 353 amino acids. The transcript is spliced from 5 exons. Gene Ontology annotation, cellular component: chloroplast. Gene Ontology annotation, molecular function: FMN adenylyltransferase activity.
AGGAUGUUGAGUGGUGGUGGCUCUCGUCUUUCCACUCAUCUCCGGCUGCGAGACUGCGACCUCCAGCCUCAACUUGGUUUUGGCUUCGGAUUGGGUUCUCGCCUGCGACGACGCUCUCUCAAUCUCAAACCUAGAAUCUCCUCUUUUCCCUCUAUCAUUCCUUCCAACUCUUUCAGCCAAGGACAGGACCAACGUGAGCUUCCCUCCGACGUAUUGUCCUCAGUCGCAGGUGGAAUAGUUGCACUGGGAAAAUUUGAUGCCCUGCAUAUAGGUCAUCGAGAACUUGCUAUUCAAGCCUCAAAGGUCGGGCCUCCGUUUCUUUUAUCAUUUGUUGGAAUGGCUGAAGUACUGGGUUGGGAACCUAGGGCUCCAAUAGUUGCCAAAUGUGAUCGAAAGAGGAUUCUUUCCACAUGGGCCCCAUAUUGUGGUAACAUGGUCCCUGAAGAGUUUGAAAUUCAAUUUUCAAGUGUUCGAAAACUCACUCCACGGGAAUUUGUGGAAAAGUUGUUGAAGGAGUUUGGAGUUUGUGGUGUUGUGGCAGGCGAAAACUACCGAUUUGGAUAUAAAGCAGCUGGUGAUGCGACAGAGCUGAUGAAGCUGUGUGAAGAAUAUGGUAUGGGGGCUUACAUCAUAAAAUCUGUUAUGGACAAGAACCCAUACUCCAUCAACACAAACUCAGAUUCAAAAGAUAGAGGACAAGUUUCAUCCACUCGUGUUCGGCGCGCCCUUGCUGUAGGAGAUAUGAAGUAUGUGUCUAAACUUCUGGGUCGGCAACACCGUGUGAUAUUGGUUGCAAAGGAUGAAGAGGGUUUUCGUUGGAGCAGACAUAAAUUGUCAGUUCCAAAGUCGUGCAUGUUAAAUUUAGGUCCAAAGGAGGGUCUGUAUGGGAAGUGUUAUGUGUUAAUUGGCGAUGAAGGGGACUUAUUAGUCCCAUGUAGUGUAGUGAUUGAUACAGCAUAUAUCCACAUAGAAACGGAUGAGGUAGUUGGUAAGUAUGAUGAUGUAGUUAGUAGUGAACAGGAUAUGAGUCUCAUACGUAUUGAAUUUGGUGAUAUGGAAUGUUGAAUUCAUUUUCCCUGCACGAAAUGCUAAUGGUUACAUCUGUGAUCGAUAGGUUGUUGCAUGCAUAAACAGAGAGCUAGCUUAUAGCCAACAGCCAUGGGACCU